Molecule: messenger RNA, 2100 nt
Organism: Myxozyma melibiosi
Lineage: Eukaryota; Fungi; Ascomycota; Lipomycetes; Lipomycetales; Lipomycetaceae
Product: MFS transporter
Exons: 2
Coding region: 140-1825 (561 amino acids)
Biological process (GO): phosphate ion transport; transmembrane transport
Cellular component (GO): membrane
Molecular function (GO): phosphate transmembrane transporter activity
Source: RefSeq, a predicted model, not a curated record
AGUUCUCGACGGCUUCGACCUCGAUCGCGUCGAGUGGAUAUAAAAGACUCUCCGCGCUCGCUGUCUUCCCAUCGCCGGCCAAGCUUCGUCUCUGUCUUGUCUUUUCUUGUCUCCGCCCCCUUAUACUCCCUCUCUCGCAAUGGCUCAGCUCACUUCCGGCGGCAACGCUGCCUUCCACAACUACGCAAACGAGUUUGCUCACAUCUCAGACCCCAACGAGCGACGGAGGCUCGCUCUCGAGAAGAUCGAUAACGCGCCCUUUGGCUGGUACCAUAUCCGCGCCAUCACCGUCGCCGGUAUCGGUUUCUUCACCGACGCCUACGACAUCUUCUCCAUCAACAUCGCCGUCACCAUGCUUGGCUAUGCCUACUUCCACGACAACAAGAGCAAGCUUCCCACCAACUCGGACACAGCCGUCAAGGCGGCCACUUCCGGUGGUACCGUCGUCGGCCAGCUUUUCUUUGGCUGGUUGGCGGACAGAAUCGGUCGUAAGCGCAUCUACGGUGUCGAGCUCUUGAUCAUCAUGAUCGGAACCAUCGGCCAGGCUCUCUCUGCUGAGGGUCCCAGUGUUAACAUCAUCGGACUGCUUGUCUUCUGGCGUGUCAUUAUGGGUAUCGGUAUCGGUGGCGACUACCCGCUUUCCUCCAUCAUCACCUCUGAAUUCGCUACCACCAAGUGGAGAGGUGCCAUCAUGGGCGCUGUCUUCGCCAACCAGGGAUGGGGUCAGCUCACCGCCGCCAUCGUCGCCCUGAUUGUCACCCGCGGUUUCAAGGGUACUCUUUCGGCUGCCAACUCCGCCUCUGAGUGCCUUGGCAACUGCCAGACUGCCAACGACAAGAUGUGGCGUGUUGUCAUCGGCUUCGGUGCCAUCCCCGCCUGCUUCGCUCUCUACUUCCGUCUGACCAUCCCUGAGACUCCCCGUUACACCUUCGACGUCGCCCGCCAGCUCGAGCAGGGAUCUGCCGAUAUCAACAAGUACAUCAACGGCAGCAGCGGUGACGCCACUGCUGAUGAGGUUAAGGCCAUUAAGGAGAUUGCCCCUGAGGACUCUGCCGAGCUCGCUGUUCCCAAGGCUUCGUGGGCUGACUUCUGGCAUCACUUUUCGCAGUGGAAGCAUGGAAAGAUUCUCAUCGGAACUGCUGGUUCGUGGUGCUUCCUUGAUAUUGCCUUCUACGGUCUUGGUUUGAACAACUCCACCAUUCUUGCUGCUAUCGACUACGCCGGCCAGGACAACGUCUACGACAACAUCUACAACGUCUGCGUCGGAAACAUCAUCCUCACCUGCGCCGGUGCUAUUCCCGGAUACUGGUUCGCCGUUGCUACUCUUGACACCGUCGGACGCAAGCCUCUUCAGAUCGUUGGUUUCGCUCUUCUCACCAUCCUCUUCUGCAUUAUCGGAUUCGCCUACCACAAGCUUUCCGGCCAUGCCCUUCUCGCUCUCUACGUCCUCUGCCAGCUCUUUGAGAACUGGGGUCCCAACACCACUACCUUCAUCGUUCCCGGUGAGGUCUUCCCCACCCGCUACCGUUCGACCGCUCACGGUAUGUCUGCCGCGUCCGGAAAGGUCGGUGCCAUCAUCGCUCAGUGUGCUAUCGCUCCUCUGCGUACCCAUGGCUGCCCCGGUGGUACUUGCUGGUUGAACCACGUGAUGGAGAUCUUUGCGCUCUUCAUGCUCCUCGGUUUCUUCGUCUCGUUCUUGAUUCCCGAGACCAAGCGCAAGACUCUUGAGGAGAUCGCCGAGGAGUGCCACGGCGAGUACAACUACAAGGGCCCUGCUGCUUUGAACGAGGACUCUGAGUCUUCGGAGAAGCAGGUUGAGGUUUAGAUUGCUUAUGUAUAUUUGUUAGAAAAAUCUGCUUAUUUGUUGCUUGUUGCUUUUCUUCUACGCGGUAAUAAUGGUUAAUGCGCUUUCUGUCUCAAAAAUUCGCUUGGAAAGAUUUAUGUAUAGUUCAGUAAUGUGUUGUUGAGGAUGACGACGGUCACGAAAGCGAUCUCGUAUACAUUUCUCCAGUUUAGUGAUUGUUUUCUAGUUUUUUUUUGCAUGGGAUAUUUAUAUAGGGUAUGAAAUUUGUUUUAAUAGUAUUGAUUUACAAACACAAC